GGUGACGUACAUGCCGGUCGCUAAAUGUUUUAGCAUGAAUUGCAGAGCUUCAGACUUAACCAAAUAUACUUUUUAUUUUAUUUUUAAACUACAGUUUAUGUAUGUUUUAGUAAUGACGAAAUAUAUAUUUCACUGUACACGUUGAUCAAUAGAGUACAAGGUGUGAAAAUCUUCGUUUAUCUAGCUAGCUACUCUUACAUGAAAUAGCUAGCUAGCUAACAUAAACUGGUCAGCAACUUUAGUUACAAACUCCUAUUCACAGUGUAAAUGAUGGAGGAGGAGACCCAGUCCCUUCACCUGGAUGAGGGACUGUCUAUAAAGGAAGAGGAGUUCGGACAGGCAGAGGGAAAGAUGAACCAAGUGGAGGAUGAAAAACCAGAGGAGGUUGAAGAGGAAGAUGAGGAGGAUGAAGAAGCAUUGCCACACUCUGAAUUCCUGGACAUCUUUGAAGAAGGACUGGCUCGCCUUGUACAGGACCCUCUACUCUGUGACCUUCCCAUUCAGGUGACUCUGGAGGAGGUGAAUUCCCAGGUUGCCCUGGAGUAUGGCCAAGCCAUGACGGUCCGUGUAUGCAAAGCGGAUGGCGAAGUAAUGCCCAUAGUGGUGGUGCAGAAUGCUAUGGUGCUGGAUUUGAAGAAAGCCAUCCAGAGGUUCAUGGAGCUGAAACAGCAACGGGAGGGUGGGGUAAAGCACGUCAGCUGUUAUGGGAUCAGAAACAGAGAUGAGGUGACAUUCAUGAAGAGACUGAGGAAGAAGUGAAACGGAGAUUUCACUACCGGGUGGAGUCCUGCCUACUCUGUGAGUUGCCUGCACAGUCCCCGUUGCUUCAACCUGGCUGGAGAUGUACAGCAACUAUAUUCAUACACUGACAUGACUCAGUUGAUGUCUAAAAGGUUUUUCAAUGGACAUCUCAACCGUUUUUUUACAUGUUGUAGAUAUGAUUGUGUGGAAUGUUUCGUAUGGUCUCCAUUUUUUAUUGUUUGGACAUAUUCUCUUGUCAUCUUGUACAGUAAAAUUGUGCCACUUCAAAUAUGAAUAAAGGCUACAGUGCAACCAAAA
Messenger RNA from Oncorhynchus nerka (sockeye salmon), 1059 nucleotides. Its product is annotated as U11/U12 small nuclear ribonucleoprotein 25 kDa protein-like. Gene Ontology annotation, molecular function: protein binding. The record is from RefSeq and is a predicted model, not a curated record. Gene Ontology annotation, biological process: mRNA splicing, via spliceosome. Lineage: Eukaryota; Metazoa; Chordata; Actinopteri; Salmoniformes; Salmonidae. The coding region runs from base 268 to 759 and encodes 163 amino acids. The transcript is spliced from 5 exons. Gene Ontology annotation, cellular component: U12-type spliceosomal complex.